Mangifera indica (mango) is the source of this 781-nucleotide messenger RNA. RefSeq names its product elongin-C-like. Gene Ontology annotation, molecular function: protein-macromolecule adaptor activity. NCBI's taxonomy places the organism in Eukaryota, Viridiplantae, Streptophyta, Magnoliopsida, Sapindales, Anacardiaceae. Gene Ontology annotation, biological process: ubiquitin-dependent protein catabolic process. Gene Ontology annotation, cellular component: elongin complex. The record is from RefSeq and is a predicted model, not a curated record. The transcript has 4 exons. The coding region runs from base 174 to 470 and encodes 98 amino acids.
AUGUAAUUAACCUAAUACCCAAACAGGCUCUACAUUCUUUGUCUUCAGAAUUCGUGUGAAACCACGCGUCGCUAAUAGCGUAAGCAUAACCGCUGCUGAUAGAAUUCUACGCACUCCCCACGCCGAGUCCGAUCGGUUCACAUCGUCAAAUCGAAACUCCACAGAAGAAGAAGAUGAGGAAGGAAGACACAGUGAAGCUGAUCAGCGCGGAAGGCUUCGAGUUCGUGAUCGACAAGGAAGCUGCCAUGGUUUCCCAGACCAUCCGCAACAUGCUCACCUCUCCAGGGAGUUUUGCUGAAACACAGGAUGGAAAAGUGACAUUCCCUGAGAUAAGUACAACCAUUUUGGAGAAGAUCUGCCAAUAUUUUUAUUGGCAUCUUCAGUAUGCCAGGGGUAAGGAAACUGAUUUUCACAUUGAGCCUGAAAUAACUCUAGAGCUGAUGAUGGCUGCUAACUAUCUCCAUACUUGAGCAAAUUGCUGUACUUGCUUCUUGAGUGACAAGUACCUUAACAUUCUACCAUACUGCUUAAGGAUGUUAUUGUUGCCUGAGAAGGCUUAAGUAAAGAUGCUAGGAUUCUGAUUUAAAGCCCUGCACUGGAGUUCAUAGCCACUACAAAGAAGUGUAUUCAGAAGAAUAUAAAAAUAUUAGUUGUUCUUACAUAAAAAAGUGUGAUACAUAUGUAGCAGAAGCCAGAAAGUGAAUGUAGUAAUUGAAUGAUUUAACUUUGCUGUUGUAUGCUAUAGAACUCAAGUCUUAUGAACAGAAACAUUGUUUCGUCA